Suillus plorans is the source of this 1489-nucleotide messenger RNA. RefSeq lists its product as uncharacterized. The transcript is spliced from 3 exons. Bases 382 to 1281 code for a protein of 299 amino acids. The record is from RefSeq and is a predicted model, not a curated record. Lineage: Eukaryota; Fungi; Basidiomycota; Agaricomycetes; Boletales; Suillaceae.
CAGACGCCCGAGCCGAGUUCAUCGCAGCAUGUGGCGCAAACGCUACAUCCUGGAUUUAACAUGUCCUUAGGCACUCCUUCCGCCAACCAGUGGAAAUCAAGAUGGAAGCUAGAUAUGAAAGUGUUCGAGAAACCCCUGCAGGUGCUGGACUCUAGAGGAUGUUAUAUCCAGUUUCCGACUUCGAGGUCGGUUUAUCACGAAGAGAGGUCCUCAUGAGUUCUGAUUAGGCCUGCAGGACCCAUUCACAGUCAUGCGUGCAGCAGGUCCUGCAAGAGCAUGCAAACUCUGUCAAGUCUUCAUGCUACACAGAUGAGAAUUUACGUGCCGUGCCAACCCCUACGCACGAUGCUGCACCUGUGAAUCACACACAAUCAGUUCCUGAUGUUCCACACAUGCUUUCUUCCCAGUAGGUGUUGUUAUUCACGUGGAUACAGGCAAUCUGAUAGUAGUUCUAGAUCCUAUGUUUCCCAAAGGUUCUGGUCCAAACAUCAAUCAGACUCUGAAGCUAUCGAGGAGACGAUGAGUGUCCCGGCUCUUACCAGCCUUAACGUGCAGUCUUCCGCGUCUGGGCCGUCUGGCGGUCAUGUAGACCCUAUCUUUAUCGCCAAUGAAUCAGAUGCAUCGUUCAUGUCAGAUCUAUAUAGGCCGAUAAUGACAGACGCAAUAACGGACAAAGAGAAAGGGGGAACAGACGAGGAAAAGGCAGAUUCAAGAAGGGAAGCAGAGAACAGGGAAGCAGAAAAAUUAGAGAUAGAAAGAAUGGAGAUACAAGAAAUGGAGUUGGCAACCAGGGAGGCAGAGACAAGGGAAAUCGAACGAAUAGAAAUAGAGAAACCGGAGAUAGAGAGGCAGGAGUCUACAGUGGCUAACGAGGCAGGGACAAAGAAAGAGCCACGAGUUUCUCCAGCCACGAAUACCUCAAAACUCCUUCGAAUGGAGCGCAAGCUUAACAAGAAGGAUCUCUUCAUGGGCUGGUACAAGUCCAAGGGCUCGUCAGAGCUUCGGUACCCGCGCGAGUGCAUAGCACCCAAGAUCGGCGAUGUCUAUGUCCACUCCUGCAAGAAAGAGGGAAAUCCGAAGUUUCAGCUAUGGGUGCGACAGAUCAGCCGUGGGAUGACCAUCUGGGUCAAAGCUCACAUUUUCCACAUACACCCCAAAUUAUUCGACCGCAGAUUAACGCUGGCGACGACAGGAGAACCCUACUGGUCAACGAGACUUUCGCUUUCGGCUUCGGGAAGUCGGGAGAGAGCUGGCAAGAUUGCAGACAUGAUUCUGUAUUGACUGGCCUGGUGGCUUGGUCCUGCAGACGGUACUACUUUACAUUAGUGCUGACCCAGACGAUAAUACCAUACUACAAUACUACUAACCUCAGGUAGUCUAGGGACCUUGUACGAUUACUGUUGACUUACUACGAUCUUCACUUGAUUUUCUAGGUGUAGCGAUGUGCAAAUGGUGACUUCAUAUCUAAGUUUUGAGACGUGGCACUAGC